Molecule: messenger RNA, 945 nt
Organism: Nipponia nippon (crested ibis)
Lineage: Eukaryota; Metazoa; Chordata; Aves; Pelecaniformes; Threskiornithidae
Source: RefSeq, a predicted model, not a curated record
GACCUCGAGGUGGCCAAGCUGGGGGACUCCGAUGUCCACGUCAAGAUGUUGGCAGCCCCCAUCAAUCCUGCUGACAUCAAUAUGAUCCAAGGGACCUAUGCCAUCCUCUCCCCGCUGCCGGCCGUGGGAGGGAACGAGGGCGUCGGGGAAGUGCUGGAGGUUGGGCGUCGCGUGGCGGCUCUGAAACCCGGGGACUGGGUCAUCCCGGCGACCACUGGACUGGGGACGUGGCGGACGCAGGGGGUGUUCCCCGAGGAGACGCUGUUGAAAGUGCCCAGCGACAUCCCGGUGCUGUGCGCCGCCACCCUGAGCGUCAACCCCUGCACGGCGUACCGCAUGCUGACUGACUUCGAGACCCUGGCGCCAGGUGACUCCGUCAUCCAGAACGCUGCCAACAGCGGCGUGGGCCAGGCUGUUAUCCAGAUCGCCAAAGCCUCCGGCAUCAAGACCAUCAACGUGGUGAGGGACAGACCUGAUCUCUCAAAGCUGGUGGAGAGGCUGAUGGCCCUGGGCGCAGACCAUGUCGUCACGGAGGAGAUGCUGAGAAAGCCAGAGAUGAAGGAUAUAUUUAAGAGCAUCCCGAAGCCCCGGCUCGCCCUGAACUGCGUCGGAGGCAAAAGCACUACGGAGAUGCUGCGGCAUCUACAGCCCAAAGGGACUGUGGUCACCUAUGGGGGGAUGGCAAAGCAGCCUGUGAUGGUGCCUGUGAGCGUGUUCAUCUUCCGGGACUUGCGGCUCCGUGGCUUCUGGAUGACCCAGUGGAAGAAGGACCACGCGCAGGACCAGGAGAGCCUGACCAGCAUGAUGGACACCUUGUGCCAGCUCAUCCGCAGGGGACAGCUCACCGCACCGGCCUGCACCGAGGUCCCGCUCCAGGACUACAAGGCAGCACUGGAGGCAUCCAUGAAGCCCUUCACGUCCUCAAAGCAGAUCCUCCUCCUCUGA